AUGGACGAUACCGCUCGACCUCAUCAUGCCAGGGUCGUUGAUGCCUACGACAGCAGGAGAACAUUGUCCUCAAAAAGUGGCCAGCCAGUUGAUGCCUACGACAGCAGGAGAACAUUGUCCUCAAGAGCGGCCAGCCAGUUGAUGCCUACGACAGCAGGAGAACACUGUCCUCAUAGAGCGGCCAGCCAGUUGAUGCCAGUUGAUGCCUCACGACAGCAGGAGCCUGGCGACAGCAGGAGAACACUGUCCUCAAAGAGUGGCCAGCCAGCUGAUGCCUACGACGGCAGGAGAACACGGUCCUCACAGAGUGGCCAGCCAGUUGAUGCCUACGACAGCAGAACACUGUCCUCACAGAGUGGCCAGACCGUUGAUGCCUACGACAGCAGGAGAACACUGUCCUCACAGAGUGACCAACCAGUUGAUGCCUACGACAGCAGGAGAACACUGCCCUCAAAGAGUGUCCAGUCAGUUGAUGCCUACGACAGCAGGAGAACACUGUCCUCAAAGAGUGUCCAGCCAGCUGAUGCCUACGACGGCAGGAGAACACUGUCCUCACAGAGCGGCCAGCCAGCUGAUGCCUACGACAACAGGAGAACACUGUCCUCACAGAGCGGCCAGCCAGUUGAUGCCUACGACAGGAGAACACUGUCCUCAAAGAGUGGUCAGCCAGUUGAUGCCUACGACAGCAGGAGAACACUGUCCUCACAGAGUUGCCAGCCAGUUGAUGCCUACGACAGCAGGAGAACACUGUCCUCAAAGAGUGGCCUUCCAGUUGAUGCCUACGACAGCAGGAGAACACUGUCCUCACAGAGUGGCCAGCCAGUUGAUGCCUACGACAGCAGGAGAACACUGUCCUCACAGAGUGGUCAGCCAGUUGAUGCCUACGAUAGCAGGAGAACACUGUCCUCACAGAGUGGCCAGCCAGUUGAUGCCUACGACAGCAGGAGAACACUGUCCUCACAGAGUGGUCAGCCAAUUGGCAACCCAGUUGAUGCCUAUGACAGCAGUAGAACACUAUCCUCACAGAGUUGCCAGCCAGUUGAUGCCUAUGACAUCAGGAGAACACUGUCCUCACGGAGUGUUCAGCUAGUUGAUGCCUACGACAGCAGAACACUGUCCUCACAGAGUUGCCAGCCAGUUGAUGCAUUCGACAGCAGGAGAACACUGUCCUCACAGAGUGGCCAGCCAGUUGAUGCCUACGACAGCAGGAGAACACUGUCCUCGCAGAGAGGCAAGCCAGUUGAUGCCUAUGACAGCAGUAGAACACUGUCCUCACAGAGUUGCCAGCCAGUUGAUGCCUAUGACAGCAGGAGAACACUGUCCUCACACAGUUGCCAGCCAGUUGAUGCCUAUGACAGCAGUAGAACACUGUCCUCACAGAGAGGCAAACCAGUUGAUGCCUAUGACAGCAGUAGAACACUGUCCUCACAGAGUUGCCAGCCAGUUGAUGCCUAUGACAGCAGUAGAACACUGUCCUCACAGAGUAUUUAUUGUUUGUGUAUCCAGGCACACUGUGGACUAUCAUGUUGA
This is a messenger RNA of Haliotis rubra (blacklip abalone), 1530 nucleotides long. RefSeq lists its product as uncharacterized. Lineage: Eukaryota; Metazoa; Mollusca; Gastropoda; Lepetellida; Haliotidae. The coding region runs from base 1 to 1530 and encodes 509 amino acids. The transcript is spliced from 2 exons. The record is from RefSeq and is a predicted model, not a curated record.